AUGGCCACGGGUUGUGGAGCUCCUUCCCCCAUAACACGAGUCUCACUCCCCUCCUCCCUAGCCGAAGCCAGGAUACCACGCCUUCCGGCAACCGCGUACUACAUAUCAGACUUCAUAAGUGAAGAGGAAGAGCGUCUCAUUCUGGACAAGGUCUCAGGCGCGCCGAAGCCCAGGUGGAAGCAACUCUCUCAUCGACGGCUGCAGACAUGGCCGUCCGAUCUGGUCCACGACAGGCUCCUCGAGGCACCCCUGCCAGCCUGGCUUGAGGAGCCAGUCGUGUCGAGGCUGCUCUCAGUGCCUCUUUCCGCUGACGACGAUUCUGCCAACCUCUUCGCGCCCAGCCCUCACAAGCGCCCAAAUCAUGUCCUCGUCAAUGAGUAUCCCCCAGGAGUAGGUAUCAUGCCGCACAAGGACGGGGCCGCUUACCACCCGGUCGUCUGUACCAUCAGCCUGGGAGCCAGCCUCUGUCUCAACAUCCACUCGAGCAAGCCAGACGGCGCCCUCGAUCCCGAACCCGCCUUCAGGAUUCUCCAGGAGCCCCGGAGCCUACUCGUCACGACCGGCGACCUGUACACGCAGUACCUCCAUGGCAUCGCAGAUAUCGAAGCCGACGUCGGCCUUUCGCGUGAGACUGUCGCUAACUGGGACAUGCUACGGGACCCGGAGGAUUUCGCCAGUGGUGUCAAUCAACGCUCGGUCCGGACAAGCUUGACAUAUCGGGAUGUUCUCAAGGUCUCCAAGCUGGGGAACAACAUCGGCAAGUUCCUCAAGCGGUGA
This is a messenger RNA of Diaporthe batatas, 777 nucleotides long. RefSeq lists its product as uncharacterized. The coding region runs from base 1 to 777 and encodes 258 amino acids. Lineage: Eukaryota; Fungi; Ascomycota; Sordariomycetes; Diaporthales; Diaporthaceae. The record is from RefSeq and is a predicted model, not a curated record. The transcript is spliced from 2 exons.